AUGACAAUCCCAGACAGUGCGUCCGGAGACGCCCCUCUGCGCGGAGACGCGUCGCCGUCGUCGUCGUCAUCCGGGAGCUCUCACGCGAGCGUCAAAGAUGAGCGGCCCAUGGUGCCGAGGAGGGCGUUAGUUGUAGCCCUCGUCCUCGCUACAUAUGUCUACAGCCUCGAGACAAUGGUGACUAUGCAGUACACCUCCUAUGCGGCGUCCGCUGUCGGCCACCAUGACCAGCUGGGGACGCUGGCGUCUGCCUCGGCCGUCGUGUUGGCAGUAGGCAAGCCGCUGUCUGCGUCCAUUGCAGCCUCUGGACGCGGGCGGGCACUGUGCUUCAUUGCUGUGACCUAUUCCCUCGGGCUGGCCUUGAGUGCCACGGCGCGCAACAUGCCCACGCUGUUUGCGGGGCAAAUGCUCUACGCGGCGGCAUCGUCGGGUUUCCAGAUUGUUCUCCAGGUUGUCAUAGCCGACUUGUCUUCGCUGAGGCGACGCGGGGUGUGGAACGGCAUGCUGGCGGCGCCGUACCUUGUCAACCUCGUGGUCGCCGGUGAGGUUGUUCAGAGGACCCUGCCCAACUGGCGUGUGGGCUACGGCAUGUUUGCAGUCAUCGUCCCACUCACGUUUGCGCCGUUCACAUACCUCCUGUACAAGGAGGAGAAGCAGCAUGGACCAGUGGCCCAACCCCCGCUCAACCUCGACUACAAGGGCCUUGGGCUCCUCACGCUCACGCUGUCCCUUUUCAUCCUGGGCUCGUGGGGAGCGACAGUGUUCGCCUGUCACCUUAUCCCCAUCCUCUUCUUGCAUUCGCUGCGCACUCCGAACCCCGCCAUACCUGUCCGACUCUUGCACGGCGCCAUCCUCGGUUCAGCGCUCAUUGGCGCCUUGGACUUUGCCAGCUUUUACCUGGGCUGGACAUACCUCUACCCGUUCAUCACUGUGACCACUGAAUGGACGCCGCGUGCCGUAUCGUACUUUAUCUACACCAACACCCUCUCGCUCACUGCUGCGGGCCUCGCGGCCGGCGCCAUCCUGUACGCGACCAGACGAGUCAAGUGGCCCCUGUUCUGGGGCCUCGUCUUCCGCCUAGGCGGCGUGAUCCUCAUGUACAUUGCGCGGGCGUCCGGCACGACCCCGCUGCUCAUUGUGUCCCAGGCGCUGCCGGGGCUCGGGGGCGGGCUGGCCAACGUCGCGUCGUCCAUCUCGGCGCAGGCCGCGGCGCCCGACCGCAUCGGCGAGGUCAGCGCCAUGACGCUGCUCCUGGCCGAAGUGGGUAACGUCGCCGGUGCAGGUGCCGCCACGCGUAUCUGGAAGCGAUACCUGCCCGCAGAGCUCGAGCGCCAUGUGUCCGGUAACGGGACCGCGGGCGAGGAACUGCGGCGCGAGCUGUUCAAGAGCUUUGAGAAGAUUAUGGAGUAUCCCAUGUCGGAUCCCGUGCGCGCUGGGAGCGUCGCGGCGUACCGUGCCGUGAUGGGGAGGCUGGUCGGAUGUUCGGUCAUUGUAUCCCUUUUCCCGCCACUGGUCUGCUACCUUCUCACAGACGACGUGCACCUCGCAGACGACGUGCAGGUCGACGUUGAAGUCGAGGCAGACGGGCACGUCGAGGCUGCAGCCCAUGAACGCACCCCGUUGCUCCACAGCGAGCACCAGGACUAG
This is a messenger RNA of Apiotrichum porosum, 1647 nucleotides long. RefSeq lists its product as uncharacterized. The transcript has 8 exons. The coding region runs from base 1 to 1647 and encodes 548 amino acids. Gene Ontology annotation, molecular function: transmembrane transporter activity. Lineage: Eukaryota; Fungi; Basidiomycota; Tremellomycetes; Trichosporonales; Trichosporonaceae. The record is from RefSeq and is a predicted model, not a curated record. Gene Ontology annotation, biological process: transmembrane transport.